UUUUCCUGUCAUAUUCAAAAUAUUUUGCGCUAGUCGGGAUGGCCCGUGUACGAAGUCUCCCUACUCUGUCUUUUUCAGUGGAUAUUAACUUUAAGUCCUUGGAAGAUGUUGGAAUUUAUGUCGAAACUUCCGUAGCUGAAUAUAAACGCAAGAUAGUGGUUGGAGUUACAGGAUCGUUGGCUGUCCUUGGACUAUGGAAUCCUGAAAAAGCUUUGUUUUGCGAUCGUCAGUCUGAAAAUACUAAUAAUACUGAAACAUGGCACUGUUGUCUCACACUUCAAUCACUGUCUGCGUUCCAAUACCGUUUCUUCUUGGCAGAAUUAAUUGAAAAUAUGGGUGAAAAUGCCCUCUCACUAAGUCUGAAGAUUUUAGCGUGGGAGUCCCGGCUAAAGCCUAGGGAAUUCACUCCGACAGGUAACUUAAAUACAGACAAAGAUACAGAGAUUCAUACGGAAUUCGGUGUUUUUGAAAAUGGAAACUUCGUUCAGCGUGGCUGGUUGAUGUCAAACUCUGAGAUUCAUAUUCGCAUGUCAAGUACUUCCUGCAAAUUCUUCAAAAACGACGUUUUCACUCCUCACACUCAGCUAUUUGUUGCAUGCUCUAGAUAUGUAUUGCAACCCAUGUCUAUCGAUGACGAAGAUAAUGAAACGCGUGUAACGCCAAAUAAGCCUGAAUGCUCACAAAAGGAAGAUACCUUGAUCUACCAAACUGGUUCUUCAACUCGUAAACUUUCAUGUCUACAGUACCCGUCUUCAAGUAGAACAUCAUACUCUAGUGUUGUUAGUCGAUCCUAUCCAGUUCCAAUGUCCACUUUGGAAAUCAAUCGCUGCCGUAUUCAUAGAGGUGAACAACCAGAAUGUUGUGGUACACUUUAUAAACUUGGAGAUGAUGUAACUUUCUUCAUUGAAACGUCAGAUGUGGAGAACACUUCAGUAGAAAUACAGUUCUAUCAACAACAUUUAGAGUCCUCAGGGAAUGAUACUAAAAUUAGUUCAUCUACUCCAUUAAAAUUUAUUGGUUCUGCUCGUUUUGGUCCAUUCGUUGAUACGUACGGACGUAAAGCUGCACAAAUUCUGAAUUCAUCAUUAGCUCCAGUGGGAGAUCUUCGAGUACGUUAUCUUAUUAUCUAUCCAAUGAUUAAACCACUUAGUCCAUGUUUAGAAGUUACUUAUCAACAUCAUUGGAAGAAACGUGCAUCAGCCGUAGAUAUUGGUCAUCGUGGUAUGGGUACAUCAUUUUUUCAACCAGAAGAAAAACAAUAUAAAAAAUCACCGACAACUAGAGAAAAUACAUUGGAUUCGUUUCGGACGGCUGUCCAACAUGGAGCUGAUUUUGUUGAAAUGGAUGUCCAACUAACUAAAGAUCAUCAUGUUGUUGUUUAUCAUGAUUUUGAUGCUGUAGUCAUAUCAAAAAAGAAAAGGGGUGGUCAAUUAUGUUAUUUGCGUGUAGCUAUUAAAGAUUUAAAUUAUAAUGAUCUACGUGAAUUAAAUGUUCGUCAUUCAAGUGUUUUAAAAGAAAGUCAUACUCAUGAAAAAAUGAAUGAAGAAGAUCUGGAUCCAAUAGAAUUACAACCAUUUCCUUUAUUACAUUCAUGUUUUGAAGAAAUUGAUUCAGAUCUUGGUUUUGUCAUUGAAGUGAAAUAUCCUAUGGACCUUAAAGAUGGCAGCUCAGAAAUGGACCAUUUCUUCGAGUACAACUUUUAUGUCGAUACUAUCCUACGUGAAAUCUUAACACAUGCUGGUAAAAGACGUAUUUUAUUAUCAUGUUUUGAUCCAAAUGUCUGUGUAAUGCUUCAGUUAAAACAACAAAUUUAUCCAGUCUUUCAACUUGGAAUAUCCCCGGAAUAUGCAGAUACACGACAUGCUGACUUUCAAAGUUUAUUUUGGUCUGCAUUAAGUCAUCAACUCUUGGGGGUAUGUUUAGAAAGUGAUCGUUUAUUAAAAGUCCCAGGAAUUAUUGAAUUAGCACAUUCACAUAAACUAGUUGUAUUAGCAUGGGGUGAAGCUGUAAACAUACCGGAAAAACGUAUAUUACUCACACAAUUGGGUGUAGAUGGAAUUAUCUAUGAUUGUGUAAACGAAAAUAAAGCUAAAGGUACACUAAGUGUAUUUAAACGUGAACGAUUCCUUGAACUUGGAUUAUCAUCAGCAUCAACACCAUCAUCACCUACAGAAACAACAAAACUAGUACCAUGUUUAUCAUCAUUAUCAUUAAUUGAUAAUCACGACAAUAUCAAUCAUAUUCAUUUUAAUAAUAAUAAUAAUAAUGAUUUAAACAGAAACAAUUCAAAUUCUCAAAGUAAUUUAGCUUUAGAUCAACACUGUAACAUUACAGAUCGGUUAAUUUUAUCUACCCAACCUACUACUGAGAAACUAUCAACAAUAGUAACUGAUUGUCACACUAAUAUGUGCUGCAAUUCAGCAUCGUCAGCUUCAAUGACCAGCAAUCGUAUUGAUGAUAAUAAUAAUAAUGAUAAAAAUAACAGUAGUAUUGUCUCCUUAGUGAAUGUUAAAUCAAAUGAACAAGUAGUAGGUCCGGUAGAAAAUUGUACAAAUCCAACAUUACAAACAACAUCUGUUAGUACUAUUCCGUUAGAUAAUAAUGACAGCAUUCAUAAUAAGUUAUCAUCACCGACUUCAGAUACAUCAUCACAACAACAAAAGCCAACAUCACCACCAAAACAACAAACUAAUGUACCACUUAUAACAUUCGCUUAAAUAUAAAAUUCAACUCAAGAAUAUUAACUAACUGAUAUUAGUCAGAGUAAUAAUAAUGAUACUGAUGAUAACAUUCAUUGUCAAAACAAAGAAACAUUUCAAAAAUGUGCAUAAUUUUCUUUAGUUUAUUUCCUCUACUAAGUAAAACAUACUUGAGCAUUGUGUUUCACUAUUCUGGUUAAUUAAUUAAUUAAUUACUUCUCAUCAUUAAUUAUUGUUUCAAUCGUUUAGCUUGUCGCACAUAUAUAUAACACAGAUAUAAAUUCACAUUUCCCGCCUUCUUUUGUUCUUUCAAUGUCGUCACUUAACAGUUUUCUUCACUUAUGUAUUUUAUUAUAUAUAUAUAUAUAUAU
Messenger RNA from Schistosoma guineensis, 3070 nucleotides. Lineage: Eukaryota; Metazoa; Platyhelminthes; Trematoda; Strigeidida; Schistosomatidae. The record is from the annotation of a GenBank genome assembly.